UCUUCAACUGGAGAUACUACACAAAAGAAAAAUCACCCACAUCCUUUUAUCCAAUCCUACCAUUAUGGCCACCAUAUUCUCUCCCUCCGCCGUCUUCUCAAACUCCACCACCGCCGCAACUACCCCAAGACAGCCUCAAUCUCCGCCGACACCGAAAAGCCAACUUUCAAUCCCUCUUGCCAAACAACCAUUAACAACCUUAGUAGCAACCGCCGCGGCAGUCACAAUUCUCUCAACUGCCACAUCAUCACUAGCUGACUCCCCAUCAACACCAAACUAUCAACUUUACUAUGGUACUGCCGCAAGCGCCGCCAACUACGGCGGCUACGGCGGCAACUCCAGCAAACAAGCCUCCGCCGAGUAUGUCUAUGACGUGCCCGAAGGGUGGAAAGAGCGCUUAGUAUCCAAGGUUGAAAAAGGUACAAAUGGGACUGAUAGUGAGUUCUAUAACCCGAAAAAGAGGACAGAAAAGGAGUACUUAACAUUCCUUGCCGGGUUCAGGCAGCUAGCGCCGAGGGACGUGAUCUUGAACAACUUGGCGUUGUCGGACGUGGACUUGCAAGACUUGAUCGCAAGCGCGAACAGCGUGACGUCGGAGGAGAAGAUGGACGAGAAAGGGCAGGAGUACUAUGUGUAUGAGAUUGAUGGUGUGGCGGCUCACAGCUUGAUCACUGUGACAUGUGCAAAGAACAAGCUUUAUGCUCAUUUUGUGAAUGCUCCCACGCCUGAGUGGAACCGGGACAAGGACAUGUUGCAGCAUGUUCAUGAGUCUUUUAGAACUGUUGGCUCCUACUAAUUAUCAAUAAUAAUAAUCAUAAUAAUUAACUAGUCUCUUUCUUCACGAAGAGAUUUUUGAGGCCUCAUUCUGCCCAA
Molecule: messenger RNA, 873 nt
Organism: Morus notabilis
Lineage: Eukaryota; Viridiplantae; Streptophyta; Magnoliopsida; Rosales; Moraceae
Product: thylakoid lumenal 19 kDa protein, chloroplastic
Exons: 2
Coding region: 65-796 (243 amino acids)
Source: RefSeq, a predicted model, not a curated record